AUGGUCAUCAUUCACUUCCAUUGGCCGUCUAAAAGCCAAUUGUUUGUGGAAGAAGAUAUAUACAACCAUCUAUGGCAUGCUGUGUGUGAGUACACUGGCAAUGGAGUAAAACCCAACAUCUCCUGGAUUCUUCCCGAUGAAGACACCAUAAUUCAGUCAUCUGUUCAGUUCAAGAACAAUGGAAUUAAUGUGCAAGUCAAUUCCACUUACGAAUUUCAGCUCAGUCAGCAUGAGGGAAAAGAUUUGAUAUGUCUGAUCCAGAACGAGCACGACAAAGACGAAAGACAAACGAUACACGUUCCAAAAUAUUCUAUCUCAUCUAUUGCGGUUUUAAAUAAAACCACACUUUAUCGUAGAGCUCAGGGGCAACACGAGCAUAGGGUGACAUUGCAAGAAAACCUCUCGUAUCAAAAGAUACUUCUGAAAGCUCAUGGGAAUGCAUCGUCAUACAGGACUCAGUGUUACAGGGAAGAUGGUUCUGCGGCACACACUGUUGGCAUGGCAUUGGUUUUUACAGAGCCAGUUUCUGAAUUGGAUACGGGCCUGUACAUCUGCCACGUCUCGUAUCACCAUCACAAGGCUACAGUCUCCAUCCGCGUGGAUGUGACUAGCGAAGACACUCAACACUUGAUAUUCGUCACCAUCUGCUUCUCAUCGGCCGCUGCGAUCACCCUCAUCCUGACUAUCGUUUUGUUUGUUCUCUGUAAAUCAAGUGAGAGGAGUCACCAGCCGAACAAGAAAAACAGAAAAGAGCGUGAAUCUCUGGCGGCCCUUAUGCAAGAUCCUCGGUCUCCAGAGAGGACGGUGCUGCCGUACGGGACCGGGCCGGAUUACGCCGAGCUUGUGCGCUAUUCUAUUGUUCUUGAUGUAAAAAGCACCGUGUGAGGCCUCUGUUGGGUAUAUAUGCAUUGAGGCUAAAGGGCUAAGGCCCUAAAAACUGUGAUAUGACAUGCAUUUAAACCGGGAAAGAUUUAAGAUGGUUUUUUUGCAAUAUGUGACAAUGUGUUAACUCUUUUGUACAUAAAGGUCAGGUUUUCCUGCAACAAGUGAGUACAUGCAAUGCUAUUUGAAACUAUAUCUCAAAUCAUGCUGGGAUACAUGUAGCAUAUGAUCCACAUCAGCUCAAUUCAUAUUUGAAUAAUUGAAAAGCUCAUAUGCAAAAAAAGUGUGUAUGACAUGUUUUCUUUUCAGACUCUUAUUAAGUGAGAUUAAGUAGUUUUAAAGUAUUUCAGUUCUUGUGGUUUCAGAUUUUGGGAUACCACUUGUAUAUAUAUAUAUACACAGUAUAUACAAUGAAAUUUGUUUACAAAUGUUUUUCUAGUUAUUUUUUCCAGGCACAAUACCACUUUUAAGUAGCUUAGUUUUACUCUCAGCAUUAAUGAAAGUGUUUUUUUAAGGAGUAGCAAUCUAUAUUAUAGUCAUUUUUUUUUUCAUUUAGAGCUACUCUUAAGUGUGAUUAUUGCCUAUUUUGUUUAUAUCCAAACUGAGCUUUCAGCACACUCACUGACAGCGUAAAAUGUAUAAUGCUGUAGUGCCCUCUAGUGUCCAUGCAGUAUAUCUCUUAAAUGUUUGCUCUGCCUUUAAGUAGCCUACUUGCUGUUUAUUCCCCAAAUCAGGGGUCUCCAACUUUUUUGUGAGCAAUGUUGAUUUACUUGUUGAUUUUAUUUUAUUUGAUAUGUUUUAUCAUUGUUUAAAAAGUUAACAUGCAUAAAAGAAGCCAAGCUAAUAUAUAAAAAGAUGUAAUGAAUAUUAAAAUUGAGGCUUUGGCUGGCAACUCACAGACCCCGUGCGGGCACCAUGUUUAAGACCACUGCUCUACAGGGAAAAUAUUGUUUAAUCUCUAACAAGACAAUAAAAUACUUGACAAACA
Misgurnus anguillicaudatus (oriental weatherfish) is the source of this 1870-nucleotide messenger RNA. The record is from RefSeq and is a predicted model, not a curated record. NCBI's taxonomy places the organism in Eukaryota, Metazoa, Chordata, Actinopteri, Cypriniformes, Cobitidae.